AUGAGACGCCACUUUUGUGCUGGAAAUGAAGCGAGCGAUGCCAUGGAGUACGACGUGGUCGUCGUUGGGGCUGGCCCUGCGGGUUUGUCUACAGCCAUCAAACUCAAGCAGCUCGCUGCGGAACGCAACGUUGAGCUUUCCGUGUGUGUCAUCGAGAAGGGAGCUGAGGUUGGAUCCCAUAUCCUCUCUGGAAACGUGUUCGAGACCAGAGCACUGGACGAACUCUUCCCCAACUGGAAGGAGCUCGGUGCUCCCCUCGAGACCGAGGUUACGCAAGAUCAGUUCGCUAUUCUCACCGGCGACAACGGAUCGGUUAACAUCCCCUCAUGGGCGCUUCCGAGCAGCCUCAAUAAUCAUGGGAACUACAUCAUCUCCCUGGGAAGGCUCUGCAAGUGGCUGGCUGAACAAGCAGAGAACAUGGGAAUUGAAAUCUACCCAGGAUUCGCUGCUAGUGAGGUCUUGUACAACUCGAAUAAGAGCGUCAAGGGGAUCAAGAUCAAGGAUGUAGGAAUUGACAAGAAUGGGCAGCCCAAAGAUACUUUCACACCCGGUGUAGAGCUCAGGGCGCGACAGACAGUCUUUGCUGAGGGAUGUCGUGGCUCUUGCUCAGAAGAGAUCAUCAAGGAGUUUGAUCUUCGGCAAGGCAAGGACAUGCAAACGUACGGAAUCGGUUUGAAAGAGGUCUGGGAAAUUCCGGAAGAGAAUCAUAAGCCAGGUUUUGUUCAACAUACGGUUGGAUGGCCUUUAGACACUCAGUCAUAUGGUGGCUCGUUCUUGUAUCAUAUGAAGCCGAACAAGGUCUUGGUGGGCUUCGUUCUCGGUCUAGAUUACAAGAAUCCUUAUCUGUCGCCUUAUCAAGAGUUUCAGCGAUGGAAGCUCCAUCCGUCCAUCCGACAGCAUCUGGAGGGCGGCACUUGCAUUUCAUAUGGAGCACGUGCGCUGAAUGAGGGUGGUUUCCAAGCAAUUCCCAAACUCACUUUCAAAGGAGGGUUGCUUGUGGGCUGCUCCGCAGGAUUUCUCAACGUUGCAAAGAUUAAGGGCUCUCAUACUGCCAUGAAAAGUGGAAUGAUUGCAGCCGAAGAGGUCUUUGCGGCUUUGUACAAUCAAUCGGAUGAAUCAGUGUUUAGCGGCAAAUCGGUGGAUACCUUUGAAUCACUGGAAGUGAAAGGAUAUCAGAAGUCUAUGGAAAACUCGUGGGUCUGGAAGGAACUGAACGAGGUUAGAAAUGUUCACCCAUCCUACAAGUGGGGAUUUUACGUCGGAUUGCUUUAUUCCGGACUCACUCUGCGAGUAUUUGGUGGAGCAGAGCCGUGGACAUUUAGGAACAAGAGCAUUGGAGAUCAUGCAACGACGGGCAAGAAAGAUCAUUAUACACCGAUCGAGUACGCAAAGCCCGACGGCAAGAUCACGUUUGAUAUUCUUACGAAUUUGACGCGAAGUGGAGUUUACCACGAGGACCAACCAGCUCACUUGAAAGUCAAGCCCGAGCUAGUCGAGUGGCCUGCCUCCAUCUCUUAUCAGGAAUACGGAGCUCCUGAAACUCGCUUUUGCCCGGCCAAGGUUUAUGAAUAUACUGUAGAUGAACAAACAGGCAAGACAGAGCUCGUUAUCAAUGCUCAGAACUGUGUCCAUUGCAAAACUUGCGACAUCAAGACUCCAGGAAAUUACAUUAAGUGGACUGUACCAGAGGGAUCUGGAGGCCCUCAAUACGACUCGAUGUAA
Molecule: messenger RNA, 1722 nt
Organism: Guillardia theta CCMP2712
Lineage: Eukaryota; Cryptophyceae; Pyrenomonadales; Geminigeraceae
Exons: 19
Coding region: 1-1722 (573 amino acids)
Biological process (GO): electron transport chain
Cellular component (GO): mitochondrial inner membrane
Molecular function (GO): iron-sulfur cluster binding; electron-transferring-flavoprotein dehydrogenase activity
Source: RefSeq, a predicted model, not a curated record